AUAGGAGUCUCUUGUUGAGGGCUAAACUGAGAAAUUCGGAAUUGCAAGUUAGUCAUGCUACAAACAAGAAGAAAUGGAAACUAGUGGAAACUUCGCGUGAUAGAAUCGUAGGUAACAGAUAAAGGAGCCUCUUUAUUUGUGAUCUCAUCUGUAGAUUCCUUCCGUGGAAUUGACGUUGGAGUCCAUAUCAUCAUGUGUUUGUUUAUCGCUUUUAUUGCUUAUGUCGAAGUUCUAAACUGUCUGUAAAAAAAAAAUAAAAAUGGAAGAGAUUAGAACUGAUGGUCCUCCCAUGUCAUCACCCUUAGCCAAAUGGAGGAUUGACUUCUCGAGGGCUUUUCACUAUUAUCUGGACAGAUCUGCCCCUCAUACAGUCAACAGGUGGCUCGGCACACUUGCUGCAGCUUCUAUUUAUGUCUUGCGCGUUUAUUAUGUGCAAGGGUUCUAUGUGAUCUCAUACGGCCUAGGAAUAUAUAUCUUAAAUUUGUUGAUCGGGUUUAUGUCCCCAAAAGUUGAUCCAGAGCUUGAAGCGUUAGACGGGGCUUCUUCGCCGAUGAGAGAUCCACAUGAGUUUAGGCCCUUCAUCCGCCGCCUGCCAGAGUUCAUGUUCUGGUAUGCAAUCACAAAAGCUUUUUGUGUUGCCUUCAUGAUGACUUUCUUCUCUGUUUUCGAUGUCCCAGUGUUCUGGCCCAUUUUAUUCUUUUACUGGGUUUUUCUGUUCUUCCUUACUAUGAAGAGGCAAAUUACCCAUAUGAUCAAACAUAGAUAUGUGCCAUUCAACUUUGGGAAGCAGAGGUCUGCCGGGAAGAGGUUUGCUAGAAGUGCUAGUGGUUCAAAAGAGUUAUGAAGACAAAGACACAUUGAUAAAUGGAGUUUGUACUAACGUCAUGAUGUUUUUCUGGCGACACCUAUGACCUCAGACACGUGCUUACAGUCACACUUGUAACUAGCUAAAAUAAACAAAUGACUAACACAAGGACUUUUGAUUGCAGUUUUCUAUGUUAAUGUUCUAUGCAACUAACAUUAUUGUCAUGUAUGCUUAUUUUUCUAGUUCUAUUUGUACUUUUAUUUUUUCUUCUUGAGAUGGGUAUUGUGUUUUGAGUGUGCGGCAUAAGUUUAGCACAACAAUAUCGAAUGUCAGAAAAGAACAAUUAAUUCCCUGCCAAAAUGGGUUUGUCUCAGGUUUGGAAUAUUCUUAUUUCCCUCGUGGACAAUUCUUCUUCAGUGAGCACUAUGAUUCAAACCACUGAAUUUUUUUUGAUGUGUAUGCCAAUCAAAAUUUUCUUUCGUUUUAGACUUUGCAGAACCUUUGUCAGCCCACCGAAAAUGACUUGUGGCCGACUCCCGGUUUGGAGGUUCUGGAAUCUCAGAGGUAUAUCUGACUAUCUCUCACAAGGUAUAUGAAUUAAAGGUUGUGUUUUUCCAGUUUCAUCAAGAUUUUUUUUUUAAACAAAAAAAAAAA
Molecule: messenger RNA, 1459 nt
Organism: Striga asiatica
Lineage: Eukaryota; Viridiplantae; Streptophyta; Magnoliopsida; Lamiales; Orobanchaceae
Source: the annotation of a GenBank genome assembly